UAGUAUCGUUUCGAUCGUCGUCGUGGAUCGUAAAAUCACCGAGUCCGUGGUAAAAAGAAACGGUGAUAGACACGGUGGGACACGCAUCGACGAUCGAGCUCAGCUAUGAUACGGAAUUCGUCUCGUGAAAUCGGCCGAUUCGGACGAUCUGGUCGGCGAUAAGAAAAGGAAAAAGGGAAUACGUUUGUAUCUCGCUAUAUUUCUCCAUCUUUUUUUCCCCCGAUAAAAAAAGAAAAGGAAGAAAGAGAAAGGACGGGGAAGUGAGUCGAGUGUUAAGAAGACAAGGACAAAAAACGAGAGAAGGAAAGUCAAAUUAAUUGGAUAAUAAAGUAAAAAAGAAAAAGAUCAAGAAGUUAUCAAUACACAUAUACUCAUCCACGCACGCCGAUAAUAGAUAAGUAAAAAGUGAAUUUUCUGGAUGUUGUACGAUAAGUAACGUACGAUAUAGAGUAAAAAAGAGACGGACAGAGAUCGGUGAAAAUCGAAGUGCAAGGUGCGCUAACGUAAUCGAUCAGAAUGAAUAUGGCGCUGUGGAUGCAUAUCGAUAACGAAAUCGAUGGAUCGAUAGGAUCAAGGAGCAACGGUGAGCAAUAUGAUUGGAUUGGUAGGGAAUCGGGUUACGCCGAUUUUAUGGAAGAUGGUGGGGAAAAUGAUAACAGGAUGAUGUCGAUGUCGUCAUCGGCUUAUAAUCUUGACUCUGUUGCUACUAAAACUUUCGUAGCAAAGACGAAAAUGAGGACAACGAUGAACGUAGACGAGCAAUGCAUCAUAAACGAGGAUCAAUGUAGAUACUCGAAUAUCGACAAUUUCUUACCGAAACCUUGCAAAUCUGGACCCAUUGAUGUUGAGGAUCUGGCAAUGUGUUUUCAACAGGAAAAUGUAGGAACGCAAGAACCAGUAACUUGCAUUACUCGAUCAAUUUACAGUCAACGUUCCUUUCGGGGUAACCGUAUCAACAAUUCUUCGUCGUUUUUACAAGAUUCUUGCCGAUCAUGCUCGAAAUACAUCGACCCAAAUUCAAUGAGUGAUACUCAAGCUCCAACGAACACCAUAACGCCUAUCGAGACUGUUUCUCAUACCUCUUUUUGUAUUCCCUUUAAACAGAAUAGCGUAGAAGAAUUCUAUAGAUAUCCUUUUGAAUUCUGCACGGAAGAAAAAUGGUUGGAAUGUUCUGUUAGUGAUCAUUGUCCUUUAUAUGAUACGAAUUUUUCUAACCAACAAUAUACCAACAAUAUUUUACCACCCUGUCUUUAUGAGGAUUAUUUCUGGAAAGAAUACAUUGAUCCUUGGAAUUAUGUCUUUAUGGAGGAUGAAAGGGUCAUGGAGGAUUACUUGAGCAACGAGAAAAGGAAAGAACGAUCUCGUGAUGCGGCAAGAUGUCGACGAAGCAGAGAGACCGACAUUUUUACUGAGCUCGCUGCUGCAUUGCCGGUGUCUCAGGAUCAGGCGGCUCAUCUAGAUAAAGCCAGCGUCAUGAGACUUGCCAUAGCUUAUCUCAAAGUUCGAGCGGUCGUUGAUUCCAUACCAGGCACAGUCGCAAAGACAGAAACGUCCGUGAAAAUGGACGAAUUAUUUCCGGAAGCUUUGAAUGGAUUCAUGCUGGUAUUGUCGAACGAUGGAAAUAUGGUUUAUCUAUCGGAAAAUGUUAGCGAAUAUCUCGGAGUAUCGCAGAUGGAUAUGAUGGGACAAAGUGUGUACGAAUACAGUCACCCAUGCGAUCAUGAUGAGUUACGCGAGUGUCUUUCUUCGAAGCCUAUCGAAGAUAACGACAAACGCUCGUGCAGUUUUUUUCUCAGAUUAAAGUGCACAUUAACCAGUAAAGGAAGAAAAGUCAAUUUAAAGAGUGCCUCUUACAAAGUAAUCCAUUGUAUUGGCCGUUUGACGAACAUCCAUGAUUCCAAUUCCAAUUCCGUAAACGUUGAAAAAGAAAAGGAUGUCUCCUCGGACAAGGAUGAGAUCGAACAUGAGACUGGACCGUCUUUGAUUCUCGUUGGGUGUCCUAUACCACAUCCUAGUAAUAUCGAAAUACCUUUAGGACGUCAAACAUUUUUAUCGAAGUACAGCCUCAGCAUGAAAUUCACUUAUGCCGAUGAAAAAUUAGCGGAAUAUCUUGGUUGGGACAGCGAGGAAUUGAUGGGACAAUCAGUUUUUGAGUUCCAUCAUGCUCUCGAUAACUUGGCCCUCGACAAAUCCUUCAAAUCUCUCUUCAGCAAAGGACAGUGCGAAACAGUGGCCUACCGUUUCUUGGGCAAGAAGGGUGGAUACGCUUGGGUGGUCACACAAGCUACCCUUAUUCACUGCUCUAAACAACAUAAGCCGCUCUCCGUUGUCUGUGUGAAUUACAUCUUAAGCGGAGUCGAGUGCGAGGAUGAGGUCUAUAGUGUGCGCCAGCUCGUUGCUCGUGACUCCGAGAAGACGGUGAAAUCGGAGCCUCUACAGAAAGUCGUCAUUGUCGAGACACCGCCAUUGGAGUCGACAACUCUGGAAGUUUCACCGAAAUCAGAGAUAUUACAGAACGUUGAGAACGUUGAGAACGUUGUUUCUACGAUUGUGCCGUUACAAGAACAAAAUCGUAACGACAGACCGCAAGCGGUAACAGCUUCGAUAUUCCGAUCAGCUGCAUCUGUAUCGAAUCAGGAGACGAAGAAAGAAAGUGAUAAACUUUACGAAGGAAAUUCAAAAAAGCCAAUAGUUUCUGGAAAAUCAUCUUUCCCUGUGUUAGCUCCGAAAACAAAUCCCGAAGAAGUUCCACUCAAGGAGAACGAUCAACCAAAGAAACGCCGACAAUCUGGACGUACAGAAUUUAUCUUCCAGGGUAAACCUGCAUUGGAAUACGAUUUCGACGCCACUAUACGUCGUGAUCGUCCGCUGGCGGUCACUAGACAACUCUUUGCUCCUCUUUCAUCGACUACUAAUCAGCAACAGCAAGAACUACAACAGCAAGUGUCUUGCAGGCCGCCACCUCAAACGGCAACCGCGAGUAUAUUCGCGCCUCGUACCGAGGACAUGAACAAGGGUUUUUUGACUUUCAGCGAGGAUCAGCCAGGUCUUACCAUGCUAAAGGACGAGCCGGAGGACUUAACACAUCUCGCCCCAACUCCUGGCGAUGUUUGUGUACCACUCGAAGAUACACCCUUCUUGUCAGACAUGUUGGAUGAAUUCAUUCUUAGCAAUGAUAAUUAUUAUCCUUUAUUGAGUCCCGGCGUUCCAUUGUCGUCCGAAUUGCGUGGCACGGAUCUUGGUGAAACUCUAAAGGACACUGAUCUUGUUGAUAGUACGAGGAACAAAUGUCUUGGGGAUUCUUUAGCUGAUAGCGAUCCUUUUAUGUAUGGUGAUUCACCGGCCAGUCCAUGCAGUAUCGAUCCAAAUUCAGUAUCACCUUCACUUUCAAAAUAUCGCCAGAGCCCUGAGCGAAGUGUUGAUUCUCUUGGUAGUCCUACAGGAGGUAGUGGUGGAGAAGGAUUCUCGGAAGACGAGAUGUUGAUGCUUGGUAUAAGUGAUAGUACAGUGGACGAUGAACUGGCUCUUAGAGCUCCGUAUAUACCUAUGUCUGAUCAAGAUGAGGCAUUGGAUCUUUUGAUAAGCAACGACAUGGUCAUGUGGGGUGCAUCACAGUCCGUUGAGAAAUCAUCCAAAUGGCUAGUCGAGGAUCGAGAUCAACGGGACGUUGAUUCCAGUUUAGCACAAUUGCUUAGAACUGAUCAAGCUGUUGCUCGCAGAUACAACGAUCAUGGAGGAGGUUUGGUUAAUCCGGUACAGGUGCUAGGUCAAAUACCUAGGAAAAAUCUCUUCAAUGAACAGAAUCGUUGGCCGACGAAAAUAAACGAUCGUAAUGAUAGAGCAAGUAAACGCCUUCAUAUGCAAUCAAAUGAGUUAGAACAAGGGAACAAACGUAUCAAAUGCGAGGAUUCGCUUUCCCUCGAGUUGAGCAAGUCACUUGAGAAUCAGCGUUUGAUAUUCGACGAUCAAGGAAAAUCACGAAGAUCGAAUAAUCUUUCAGGGAGUCAACUUCUUCGUCGACUUGUCUCACAACAGACAUUUUCACGUAAUAAUCGAACAAACGUCGAGUCUAGUUGCAACGGCCUUGAAAAGAAUAAUCGUCGUAGAACUUGCGAGGAAGAACAACGUAUACGUAACAUCAAUGAGAAUAAUAACCACAACAAUAGCAACAACAAUAAAGCUAUCAAGGACGAUGACGAGGACGAGGCUGAGGGGGAUAGUGGAGGGGGAGGUGAUCAGAAAAGAAGAUGUCUAGCUCGAGAGAUCUUAGACAAUACGACAACAGUACAAAGUUCAACCAAUUCUCGCAGGAAUCCUCCUUAUAACAGCGUGCUCAUGAAUCUUCUGGUGUCUGGCUGCGACGAUACUGUCACGAACUCUCGUAACGUGCCAACAUUAGGAAACAAAAAUUUAACUUCUCCGCUUAGCGUCAAUUUGGACAACCAAAUGGUCCCACAAUGUCCGGAUGGACUGAGCAACAUAUCUUUAGAUCGUCUAAGUCCAAGUACUAGGAAACAUCUAGUUGGUUCAUUGAGUGGUGGAAGUAUGGUUUCGCCUUCAACCGGCAUAAUAUCCUUUGAUCAGCUCGAAUACGAUGUUGUUUGUACUGGUCCAGGUCUACUUCAGAUGGAUACCACCUUACAUGAAGGACCGAUGGAUAGGAAUCUCGUUUAAGAUUAAACACGGUCCCUUUGAGAAAUUCCAGAACUGCUAGAAUGAAAAAGUAAGGGCUCGAAUAUCUAGCUGUUAUUUAAUAUAUAAUCCGAUAAUCCGAUAAUCCGAUGGAAUCCUCAAAAAAAGAGAAAAAAAAUCAUAAAUUUCAUCAGUGAUUUCUUUUUUUUUUUUUAAAUUAAAAAUCAAUGCUCGAUGUUGUUUCUUUAGGAUUUUGUAUAUAAUUUUUUUUUUUUUUUUUUUUUAAUGACGAUUAUCAAAUCCUUUCUAACGUUUCUACAAGAACGAACAACAUCCUGAGAAUUUAAUUUAAUUUACUUUACUAUGUGAUAUGUGUUUGAUCUAUCCUUUUAAGACUUCUUUUUUUUAUUUUAUUUUUGAUUUUUUAUUUGAUAAUGAGUAUCACACAAUUAAUACGAUAUGUAUAUAAGUGAUUCAAAGGCCAUAAUAUAUAGAACUUCUCUACAGGCUCGUUAAUAGCUACGUGAGAGUUAAUUACUAAUUUUGUUUUCAGUAUGUUCUGGAAUUGAUUAGAUAUAGAUAAUAUAAGCGGAAGGGAAUAAAUGUAUUUUACAUACGAACAAGAGAUUUCUAAUUAUAGAAUUCGUAUAUAAUAAUAUUAAUAAGCAUUUCAGAAUGCUAUACAAUGAUAUAAAGAUAGAUUUCGUAAUACCGGAUAUUACCCGCAAGCAGAGUAUUCAAGUGUGUACUUCCUUUAAUUUUAUAUAAUUAUUUAUAUAUAACGUCUAAAGGAUCGUACAUAUUUGAAGAGAGUUUUAACAUUAUUCUAAAAUAUUGAAUUUACUAUUACUAAAUUUCUUUUCAAUUCAUUAAUCCAAAUUUAUAGAUCGAUUUCAUGUUGUGACGAUCAUUUAAUUAUUAUCUUUGAUUUAUUGAUUUAUAAUAAGUUUAUUCCAUUAUCUCUGCCUGCUUAAAAUUUUAAUUGUUAAUAAUAUCAAUAUAUAUAUAGCAUAUUGACGAGUGCAGAUUAGAAAUCGUUGCGUGCCAAUGCUUUCACGAAUUAUAAUUAUUAGUAUACUUGUUACAAUUCUACAAAUGAUUUUUUACAUUAUCAUCAUCAUUAUCAUCAUCAUCAUUAUUAUCAUCAUCAUCGUCAUCAUCGUUAUCGUCAACGUCAUUGUCAUUAUUAUCAUCGUCAUCAUCAUCAUCAUCAUCAUCAUCAUCAUCAUCAUCAUCAUGUCAUCUUCUUCUGUUUCCUUUUAAAUCCAAACGAAUUUGAUCGAACCAACGUUUAUUAAAAGAUAGAAAUGUAAAUAAUAGAAUAUAUCUUUUCUCAUGAACUCUCUUUGAUCUUGGUCGUUUGGUCCAAUUUCAAAGUUAAUUAAGAUUCGAGCUGAGAAUAGAAAGAAAAGAAAUGAAUUUAUUAUCUCGUAUGAAACUAAAUUUGUACGAGUUGCGCGGCAUUUACGUGUUGCAACAAUAUCGUUGCCUUGUUGUUAUUGUUAUGAUUUUUACUAUAUUUUGAUAAUCCUUGUUACGAUCAUCGUUAUUACCAUUUUACAAACAUAAAUAUUCUCUGCUGGUACUAACCGAAUUUUUCUACAGUUGUGCUAUAGAAAUCACAAAUCAAGAUAUUAUUAUCGUAAUUAAUAUUAUAUCGGCCCGUAAUAUUAUAAUUAUUAUGAUUGUCAUCUAUAUUAUUAAUCUUAUUAUAGUCGUAGAGUAUCAUCCAACAUGGAUCAUAACUAACCGCGAAAAUGAUAUGAAUACAGUAUCAGGAACAAAAUAUAUAUAUUAUUUCUAUAAAUAAUA
Vespa mandarinia (Asian giant hornet) is the source of this 6444-nucleotide messenger RNA. RefSeq names its product HIF-1 transcription factor component sima (gene sima). Gene Ontology annotation, cellular component: cytoplasm; nucleus; transcription regulator complex. The record is from RefSeq and is a predicted model, not a curated record. NCBI's taxonomy places the organism in Eukaryota, Metazoa, Arthropoda, Insecta, Hymenoptera, Vespidae. Gene Ontology annotation, molecular function: protein dimerization activity; DNA-binding transcription factor activity, RNA polymerase II-specific; RNA polymerase II transcription regulatory region sequence-specific DNA binding. Gene Ontology annotation, biological process: cellular response to hypoxia; regulation of transcription by RNA polymerase II.